AUCGAUGAUUUAGAAACUUCAGACAUAAGAAAACCGACAUUGAUGGUCGCAUUGCGUUCGGAGCUUCCUUUCAACUGGUAAAGAAAAAACAUCCCAAAAUAUUGCAUGCUUGGAAUCUUUCGUUAUCCUAAAGUCUAUUUGAGACUGAUUGAAAAGUAUAACGGACUUCGCACAGAAAAUAUAGGCAGCCCAAUGCCUCUCCAACGUGCAAUUCAGGGGAAGGAUCACGAGCAGGAAAAUGGAGGCGAAGGUCUGCGGAAAUUUAUUGUUGGGGAUUUGCCCACUGUCAUGUACAUUCCAAAUUUCAUCACCGAGUCCGAACAAAAUCAUAUAUGGCAUCAGAUAAAUACAGUUCCCAUGUCAAAGUGGAAAACCUUGAAAAAUCGGAGGCUUCAAAACUGGGGUGGUGUUGUGCAUGAGAAGGGUCUUUUGCCACAAGCCUUACCAUCCUGGCUUUCUACAAUCAUACAAAAGAUUUGUGAUUGGACAAAGUUGUUUCCUUCCCCAAUCAAUCAUGUGCUCAUAAAUGAAUAUCUACCAGGCCAAGGGAUAAUGCCUCAUCAAGAUGGUCCUGCAUAUUUCCCUGUCGUUGCAAUUAUAUCACUUGGGUCACCUGCAGUGAUGUGUUUUACUCCUCAUCCAAAAUUGUUAAGUUCUACAGAUUCUGAGACAUCAUCAUCAGAUCAGGCAGCUUGCACGAAGAGCACAACUCCUCUAACCUCUUUGCAUGAUGGAAAAUAUGAACAGCAUCAAACAAGAUCAGACAGAUCUGAAGAAGAUGUCAGAAAGCAAACUGAGCACAAGAUCUUCUCAGUUGCUUUAAUGCCUGGAAGCCUCCUCAUCUUUAAAGAUUCUGCAUAUAAAGACUAUCUGCAUGGUAUAGAAGAAUGUUCCGUACAUGAAUUUGAUGAGGUUAUCAAUGCAGAUGCUGUUGUUGGAGACAUCAUAAACAAUGUUUACAAUACAAAGCUAGUCACAGAUCACAGUACAAAUAUAGAAGUACUCGGUCUGAAAAAGAAGUCUUCUAUAAGUCGGACAGGAACACGGAUUUCACUUACUUGUCGCCUAGUGCCAAAGGUGAACAAAAGCCUUAUCAAGCUUUAAAGAUAGGUUGGUGACAACAGCCAAUGGAAACAUACUAUUCUUGACCCAAAAUCUGUUCUUAUCAAGAACUGCAAACUGCAUAUUUUCAGACAAGUGUCAAUUGGCAUGGUUGUGUGAGUUAGAAAUGAGCUGCAUUCAUGAAAUGAAAAGGCCUUUGUGCAACUCGCACACAGAGAACCAGUUCUUUCUUACAGAUGAAGAUUAUUGGUGGCUUGAUCUUA
This is a messenger RNA of Cryptomeria japonica (Japanese cedar), 1325 nucleotides long. Its product is annotated as alkylated DNA repair protein ALKBH6 homolog. Lineage: Eukaryota; Viridiplantae; Streptophyta; Pinopsida; Cupressales; Cupressaceae. Bases 106 to 1104 code for a protein of 332 amino acids. The record is from RefSeq and is a predicted model, not a curated record. The transcript is spliced from 7 exons.